This is a messenger RNA of Elephantulus edwardii (Cape elephant shrew), 966 nucleotides long. It is a transcript of the gene MFNG, whose product is annotated as MFNG O-fucosylpeptide 3-beta-N-acetylglucosaminyltransferase. The record is from RefSeq and is a predicted model, not a curated record. The transcript has 8 exons. Gene Ontology annotation, molecular function: O-fucosylpeptide 3-beta-N-acetylglucosaminyltransferase activity. Gene Ontology annotation, biological process: regulation of Notch signaling pathway. Bases 1 to 966 code for a protein of 321 amino acids. NCBI's taxonomy places the organism in Eukaryota, Metazoa, Chordata, Mammalia, Macroscelidea, Macroscelididae. Gene Ontology annotation, cellular component: membrane.
AUGCAGCGCCGGCUCCUGAGGGUCCUGGCCGGAGCCCUCCUCACUCUCCUGUGCAUGGGACUCCUGGCCCUGCAGCAUCGCUCCAGCCUGUCCCCCCAUGGGGUGUGGGUGACCCUCGAGGCCAGCCCGCCGAGCCCCGAGUCCCCUGAGCUGCAGAUGCAGGACAUCUUCAUCGCUGUCAAGACCACCCGGGCUUUCCACCACACGCGCCUGGAGCUGCUGCUGGACACAUGGGUCUCCAGGAGCCGGGAGCAGACCUAUGUCUUCACUGACAGCCCGGAUGAAGGCCUCCAGGAGAGACUGGGACCCCAUCUAGUGGUCACCAGCUGCCCUGCAGAGCACAGUCACCCAGCCCUGUCCUGCAAGAUGGCCGCUGAGUUAGAUGCUUUCCUGGCCAGUGGGCUAAGGUGGUUCUGCCACGUGGACGAUGACAAUUACGUGAAUCCACCAGCGCUGCUGCGGCUGCUGGCCAGCUUCGCCCCGGCCCACAACGUCUACGUGGGCAAGCCCAGCCUGAACCGGCCGAUCCACGCCUCAGAACCUCUGCCCCGUAACCGCACGAGAUUGGUACAGUUCUGGUUCGCUACUGGGGGCGCUGGCUUCUGCAUCAACCGCAGAUUGGUUUUGAAGAUGGCUCCUUGGGCCAGCGGCUCCCGCUUCGUGGACACGUCUGCCCUCAUCCAGCUGCCUGAUGACUGCACGGUGGGCUACAUCAUCGAGUGCAAGCUGGGUGGUCGCUUGCAGCCCAGCCCCCUCUUCCACUCCCACUUGGAGACCCUGCAGCUCCUGGGGACCACUCAGCUUCGGGAGCAGGUCACCCUCAGCUAUGGUGUCUUUGAAGGGAAACUCAACGUCAUUAAGCUGCAGGGCCCUUUCCCUCCCGAGGAGGACCCAUCCAGGUUUCGCUCCCUCCACUGCCUCCUCUUCCCAGACACGCCGUGGUGUCCACAGCUGGUGGCCCAAUGA